This is a messenger RNA of Trypanosoma cruzi, 2715 nucleotides long. Its product is annotated as trans-sialidase, putative. Lineage: Eukaryota; Euglenozoa; Kinetoplastea; Trypanosomatida; Trypanosomatidae. The transcript has a single exon. Gene Ontology annotation, biological process: ganglioside catabolic process; oligosaccharide catabolic process. Gene Ontology annotation, cellular component: intracellular membrane-bounded organelle; cytoplasm; membrane. Bases 1 to 2715 code for a protein of 904 amino acids. The record is from RefSeq and is a predicted model, not a curated record. Gene Ontology annotation, molecular function: exo-alpha-sialidase activity.
AUGCUCUCACGUGUUGCUGCAGUGAAGGCACCCCGUACACACAACCGUUGCCGCUUGACCACAUCCAGCGGAAGGAGGAGGGAAGGAGGAGAGAGUGAGCCGCAGGGGCACAACAUGUCGCGGCAUCUCCUCUACUCCGCGGUGCUGCUCCUCCUUUUUGUGAUGAUGUGCUGCAACACUGGUGGAGCUGCGGCCGCUGGUGAGGCGGCGCCAGCUGCGAAAUUUUUAAAUGGGAAAAGUUUUGUUUGGAGAGAAAAGAAUGACGAGGAAACGGUGAGCUCGCUCCGUGUCCCCAGUCUUGUUGAAAUGAACGGGAAAGUGUUUGCCUUUGCCGAGGCGGAGGGCACGAAGAAUAAUAAAGAUUUUACUGGGGUUGCCUUGGAGCUCCUAAAGUUGAGUGAUGGAACACCAAAAGCCCUGGAAACAACUCAGGUGAAGACGGAAGUACUGGAGGAAUGUCCUUCUGGAAAAGAGGGAUGCGCCACCCAAGCAGUGGAUGAGUCUGGCACCGAAAGCGAGAAGAGAGUAGAUGUGGCCCGACCAACAACAGUCGUGAAUGGAAGAGAUAUUUACAUGCUUGUUGGAAUCUACAACCUUGAUGAUGCCGAUAAUACUUCGGCUUAUUGGGGACUUUUGCUGUCGAGAGGGAACGUCAGUGUUGAUGAGGAGAGUAAAAAACGAAUUUAUUGGAAUGAUGUUGACGCUCUCCAGAGCAUUUCUAACGUGCAACAACAAGAAUCUCUGACAGAUUUGAUUGGCGGAGGUGGAUCGGGCGUUAAGAUGAAGGACGGUACGCUUGUGUUCCCAGUGGAAGGCAUUAAGUCCAAUGUCGCAGCUGGAGGAACAAACACCGUUUCGCUGGUCAUAUACUCCUUGGGCAAUGAGGGUUGGAAGCUGUCGAAGGAUGUUUCUGCCGGUGGCUGCAGUGAUCCCUCCGUCGUGGAGUGGGAGAAGGACAAACUCAUGAUGAUGACUGCGUGUGAUGAUGGCCGCCGCAGGGUGUACGAGUCCGGUGACAAGGGGAAUUCGUGGACGGAGGCACUCGGGACACUCUCGCGUGUGUGGGGCAACAAACACACGGGACCUGAGAAGGGCGUUGGGAGCGGUUUCAUCACAGCGACUGUUGGAGAUGAUAAUAAGAAAGUGAUGCUCGUUGCUCUGCCAGUGUAUGCCAAGAACGGAGAAGGAAAAGGUCAUGAAAAGAAUGAAAACGGUAAACUCCAUCUCUGGCUGACGGACAACACGCACAUUGUUGAUAUUGGGCCGGUAUCCGGUGAUGACGCUGCCGCCAGCUCCCUGUUGUACAAAAGUGGAGAUAAAAAUGAUGAGUUGAUUGCACUGUACGAGAAGAAGGGCGGUGAUAAAGAUACAGCAUCACUCGGUAUGGUCUCUGUGCUUCUGACUGAGCAGCUGAAGCGGGUGAAGGAGGUGCUGGCGACGUGGAAGAAAGUGGACGGCAUUGUUUCCAAGCUGUGCACCAAUUCAGUCGCUCAGGAUGUUACCUCACCUGAAGAUGCCUGCCGCAUUGCCAUGCCGACGAAAGGGCUGGUUGGCUUUUUGUCCGGCAACUUCUCUGAUAACACAUGGAGAGACGAGUACCUCGGGGUGAACGCCACAGUAAAGGAGAAUGAUGUGGCGGAGCAGGUAGAAAGUGGCGUGAAGUUCACAGGGCGUGGCGCAGGGGCGGAGUGGCCUGUUGGCGAGCAGGGGGAGAAUCAGCUGUACCACUUUGCGAACUACAACUUCACUCUUGUGGCGACGGUGUCCAUCGACGGUAAGCCGAAGGAAGAUAAUCCUAUUCCUUUGAUGGGUGUGAUGUUGAAUGGUGAUGGAAAAAAAAACAAACUUAUGGAGUUGUCAUACGACAGCGAAAAGAAAUGGCAGUUGCUGUGUGGUGGCAAUACAACUAAGGAGAACAGCAACACUUGGGAGAAAGAGGAAACUCAACACGUGGUGCUUUUGAUACGGAACGGCAACCAGGUCUCCGCGUACGUCGAUGGUAAGCAAGUGGGUGAGGAUGUGCCACGUGAAUUGGAAAAUACACAUUCGAAAGGGAUCUCCCACUUCUACAUUGGAGGGGAUGGAGGCAGCACAGACAACAAAGAAGGCGUGUCUGUGACGGUGACGAACGUCCUGCUGUACAACCGCCCGUUGAGCUCUGAAGAGAUUGGCGCCAUCGACCCGAAUAAAGACUCCACUCCAUCUUUGGAAAAGGAGGCGGCGAAACCUUCAACAGUUUCUUCUGCUUCCAUUAUACCUCCCGCUCCUCCGGUGACCCCGAAUGGUCAGAAAGCCGGAAAUCCGUCUACUCCUGCCGGAACAAAGCUGACAGAACAGGGACAGUCGAUGGGGAGCAGUGGUGCGGGCAGUGACGGUGCAUCCGCAUCAGCGGUGUCCACUGUCAGUACUCCCUCAGCAGAAGAGGAGUCCGUGGUGCAGGUGACGUCAGGAACAUCUCCCGAUGGAACUAAAACUGUGGGUGGCGGUUCUACUGCUGAUGGCGAGCCAACGAUGGAGACAAGAGAAGGAGGAACGAAUGGGCACGAGGAAGAGGUUAAUACACAGGACAGGGAAGUCAAUGCUACGGCACUCAGCAGCAGCCUCGGAAAUGUGGCGCAGGGAAAUAACAGCGAUACUGGCACUGUAAGUGAGAGCGGAAUGGUGCCAUCGCUGUUUCUUCUGCUGUUGGGACUGUGGGGGUUUGCGGCUCUGUGA